UUGACAUUUACGUGACAGACAGAUAGUGACAACACGUCGAAAAUGGCUGACUCUGGGCCUAGUAAAACCGAUAUUGAAGCAAUAUUUCAAAGAUUACGCUCUAUUCCAUCGAAUAAAGUAUGUUUCGACUGCAACGCGAAAAACCCUACGUGGUCGUCGGUGACGUACGGAGUGUUCAUCUGCCUGGACUGCUCCGCGGUGCACCGCAGCCUCGGCGUGCACCUCACGUUCGUGCGCUCCACGCAGCUCGACACCAACUGGACAUGGAAGCAGCUCCGGAACAUGCAGCUUGGCGGGAAUGUCAACGCUACCCAGUUCUUCCGCACACACGGGCUGUCGACAGAGGACGCGCGACAGAAGUACAGCUCCCGCGUAGCACAGAUGUACCGUGACAAGCUGAGCGCCAUGUCCGAACAGGCCAUGAAGACCUACGGCACCAAGAUUUGGCUUCACCUGGAGCCGGCGGCGCCCGAGCCCAAGGAGGCCAAGGAGCCCGAGGUAGACUGGUUUGCGGAGCACGGCGACGCCGCACCCACUAACACUAGCGAGCUUCCCAUCCCCGCACAGGGCGGUGGCGCGGGCGCGGCGCUGAGCUCGGCGGCGCGGCUGUGGGGCGCGGGCGGCGCGUCGGGCGACAUGACGCCCGCCGCGCCGCGCGCCAGCACCAUCGCCAGCCGCGCGCCCGCCAAGCGACAAGGGGUAUGUACCCACCACAUUACAUUACUAUUCACUUCUUUGACCACUUCAAGAAAGCAACAUUUGUCGGUAUUGCAGCUGGGCGGUAGGAAAGGCGGUCUGGGCGCGACCAAGGUGGCGGCCAACUUCGAAGACAUCGAGCGCGAGGCGAUGCUGGCGCAGCAGCAGAAGGCCGCGGCGCCGGCCGCCACGCUGGAGAGCGUGGAGCAGGAGGUGGCGGCGCUGCGCCUCGCGUACCGCGCGCCCGCGCCGCGCGCCGCCGCCGAGCGCCUGGGCCUGGCGCAGCGGCAGCCCGCCCGCGCCGGCGUGUCGCACUCGGCCGCCAGCGACAUGACGCCCAUCGAGCAGGAGGACGCGCCCGCGCCGCGCGCGCCGCUCGACGACAUCGACGACUUCAGCUCCUCCUUCACCAUGAUCCGGAACGAGCCGUACGGCAACAGUCGCAACCUGGACAAGUUGUUCGGUGACAGCGACCGCAAGUCUUCCUCGUUCGACAACAUCGCCGGCAUGGCCAGCAUGGGGGGCAGCGCCGGCGGGCUGGGCAGCGGGGGCAGCCUGGCCAGCCCCGGCAGCAUGGGCGGCGGCGCCGGGCUGAGUGGCGCGGACAAUACGCGGAACAGCGCGGAGGGCACGCGGGGCAAUGCGGGCAGGCCGCGCGGACGCCGCGCCGACAGCGCGGAGGAUGACUCUGCCGUCAAGAAGUUCGGGUCGGCGAAGGCGAUCAGUUCGGCACAGUUCUUCGGCGAGCAGGACUCGCGGUGGGAGCGGGACUCGAACCUGUCGCGCUUCCAGGGCAGCACGAGCAUCUCGUCGGCGGAGUACUUCGGCGGCGACGCGCAGCGCAUGCCGCGCAACUCCGCCUUCAGCGUAUCCGCGCCCGACCUCGACGAGGUGCGCGAGUCGGUCCGCGCGGGCGUGACGCGCGUGGCGGGGCGGCUGUCGUCGCUCGCCAACGGCGUCGUGUCCUCCAUACAGGAGCGCUACGGCUACUGAGCCGCCGCCCACUCGCUCCGACACGAAUAUCUAGCCGGCAUUAUUCUAAUUAUAUUUCAAUGUAAGAAACAUUUAUAAGUGACCAACUGACUAGUAACCAUACUAUGUUGCAUAAAUAAUGCUUUGUUGACAAUGUCUCUGAUAGCGGAUCCAUUUUAUUAUUUUGUUUGACACCGACGACGCACUUUACCGCACAGGGACUAAUACAAACAACUGUCGUAUGUGAGUUCUAUUUUGUACGUAUAAAACUAAUGUUGAAUUAUGUCGUAACUUAUGUAAAAGUACUUGUAUUAGACAGAAUUGUCUGAACGGGUGUGAGCAGACAUUAUUGUAUUAUAAAUAAUAUGUUUAUAAUCAUGUUGUAUCAAAAGUAACGCAGAGACACAGAAGCGCCACCUCCCGUACAACGAGUUUAUACAGAGCUGUCCGAAUGUUCAACCGCUGCUUCAUAUUCCGUGUGCGGGAAGUUGCUCGCGCUGCACACAUUCACAUCGGUGGGUUGAGUGGGCUGAAUUUGAACCGGGUUUGGGUAUUUGGACAGAUGCUACCUGUAUGUUAAGCUUUUAUAUGUAUGUAUAUGUGGUGAUGCAGGCCGCCCUACUAGCAUUUGUAGUACCGAAGACGGCUUAUACAUAUGCAAGAGCGCGAGUGGCGUACACACGUCGGCUGCUAGUCGGACACUGACAGCCCAUACACAUAUCGACAUAGCUUCUACAAAUUUCACAUUACUACGCUAUUGUAAUCGUAACUGAGACAUAUACCUUGAAUGUUGGUCAAUUACAAUGUAGUGUGUUCAGAUGUAGGAGGCGAUGUUUGUACCGCGAACGACAUCUUGUACUUGUAAAUAUUGUAAUGUACAUAGGACGUGCAGUAGUGCGCGAGUAGCGCCGCCGCGUCACUCAGCGCUCCACAGGCGAUGCCCGCUACUUCGCUAUCGCAUUCCAAAUUCGAAUGUAUCUGUUUAAUCUUCUGUUCUAUUAUAUAAAAAAAACAUAUUCGUUGAUUGUUGCAUUAUUGUAAAGUUAGUUUCCUGAAGCGUGGGUAUAAGGCGCGUGGUCCGAGGGCAGGCGCAGGCGACACGCGUCGCACUGCGUCGCCUGAGCGAGCACGCGACUAGUUAGCCACUAACCGAGCAUUUAUUUAUUUUUAUGUAAACGUUUUUGGUGUUAGAUAAUUUUUAUUUUUAUAGUAACUCGGUUAAGUUGAUGUUAGUACGAAACUAGGCGGUUGACUCGCGGCAGGGCCGCACUGCCGCGGGUCUAAGUAAGCAUGUUUAUUUUUAGAGCUUAUUUUAUGGUCGACACUAAGUUUGUGCGCAUUAUAUUAAGUUAGAAGCGACAAGCGUCCGCGCUGUGAGUCAGCGCUGGCGACAGCUCGCGAGGAAUGUUCCGCUCGGGGCCGCGCCGGCUCCAACACAUUUGUAUAGUAAUAGAAUUUUGUUUUAUAGAUUAUAAUUAUUGAUAUAAAUAUACAAAAUUAUAUUUGCUA
This is a messenger RNA of Helicoverpa zea (corn earworm), 3177 nucleotides long. It is a transcript of the gene ArfGAP3, whose product is annotated as ADP-ribosylation factor GTPase-activating protein 3. The record is from RefSeq and is a predicted model, not a curated record. The transcript has 10 exons. The coding region runs from base 43 to 1689 and encodes 548 amino acids. Gene Ontology annotation, molecular function: GTPase activator activity. Gene Ontology annotation, biological process: COPI coating of Golgi vesicle. NCBI's taxonomy places the organism in Eukaryota, Metazoa, Arthropoda, Insecta, Lepidoptera, Noctuidae.